AUGAACGGCCUUGCGAUCUCGUCUUUUAUUGCAGACCUGCCUAAGGUAGAGCUGCAUGUACAUAUCGAAGGGACGCUCACACCAGCUCUGCGUUGGAAGCUAGCCCAUCGCAACAAUAUUCGAUUACCCUACUCCACAUUCGAUGAUCUUAAAGCGUCCUAUGCUGUGACUUUCAACCACCGGCCGGAGCUGAAUGGUCGCCAGCCGGGCAUCCCAACCUUUCUAGAGGCGUAUUUCGCCGGGUGUGAAGUGCUCUGCACAGAAGCUGACUUCUAUGACCUGGCAAUGGCAUACCUCCGCCGCUGUGCAGAAAUGAAUGUGCGUUAUACCGAGCCCUUCUUCGACAUCCAGGCCCACACGCGUCGCGGAAUCUCCGCAGACACAGUUCUAGAUGGCUACCUGCGAGCACAGCAUGAUGGUGCGAAGCAGUUCGGCGUCCGCUCUCGGUGGAUCAUGUGUUUCCUUCGGGACGAGCCCGUAGAGAAAGGACUGGCUGCCUAUGCCGAAGCACGUCCAUGGGCAGCUGGGACUGUCAAGGGGGGCAAGGGGCUUUUUCAUGCAGUAGGGCUUGCAAGCAAUGCUUAUGAGAGACCGCCCAUGCUUUUCGAGCCAGGGUAUGCGCUUGCUCGAGCUGACGGGCUGCAUGUCACGAUGCACUGUGAUUUCGGGCAGAAGGACACGCACGCCCACAUGGCGGAGGCAAUUUUCCAAGUAUGCGAAGGGCGUGGAUCAGAUCGUAUUGACCAUGGACUGGAUGCUGAGGACAGAGAAGAGUUGUGGCGGGGACUUGUGGAUAGGAAGAUUGGCUUGACGCUGUGCCCUCAUGCGUAUCACCGCCGAACAGCGACAGAUGUGUUGUUCCCGAAGAUUAAAAGAUUAUUAGAUACGGGAGUGAAGCUGUGCAUCAACAGUGAUGAUCCCACUUUAAUGCAUGAUGUCUGGAUUGAUGGAAACAUGCAGAAGGUAUAUACAUACUGCGAGUUCACUAAAGAACAAAUGGUUCAAUUGGCAAGGAAUGCUGUUGACAUGUGUUGGGCGGAGGAGGAUGUGAAAAAAGCUAUAUACGAUGAGCUAGAUGGAGUUGAUACCAGCCGGUAA
Molecule: messenger RNA, 1098 nt
Organism: Penicillium macrosclerotiorum
Lineage: Eukaryota; Fungi; Ascomycota; Eurotiomycetes; Eurotiales; Aspergillaceae
Product: adenosine deaminase family protein
Exons: 1
Coding region: 1-1098 (365 amino acids)
Biological process (GO): adenine catabolic process; hypoxanthine salvage
Cellular component (GO): cytosol
Molecular function (GO): adenine deaminase activity
Source: RefSeq, a predicted model, not a curated record